Messenger RNA from Beta vulgaris subsp. vulgaris (sugar beet), 2955 nucleotides. RefSeq lists its product as uncharacterized. NCBI's taxonomy places the organism in Eukaryota, Viridiplantae, Streptophyta, Magnoliopsida, Caryophyllales, Amaranthaceae. The transcript has 4 exons. The record is from RefSeq and is a predicted model, not a curated record. Bases 46 to 2808 code for a protein of 920 amino acids.
GGGUGUGUCCUUACUUUUGGUUCGUUGCUUUCUAUCUCUUCUCAGAUGGGGAGAGGAGGAAGGAGUGGCUCAAGAUGCAGUGGUAACCGACAUGUCCGUGUGAAAAGUAUGGAAUCCGAGGAUUCAGACGAGGACUAUGUGGCUGAAGCAGAUGAAGUAGAUGAUCAAUCUGAGGAAUUGGAUUCUUUGGUUGGAGAUGCUUCAGAAGAAGAAAGUCUCUUUGAGGGUGAGGAGGAGGAAGAUGACGAAGAUGGGGGCCAAUGGAGAAGAGAGGUAAAGCCAACAGCUGUGAAGAGAUCUGCAAGGGCUAGGAAGGGAUCUGCAAGACCAAGGAAGAAUGGUAUAAAGCGGCAAAACAAGAGACUGAAAGCAGACGAUCAGUCUGAUGAAUUGGAUUCUUUGGUUGGAGAUGCUUCAGAAGAAGAAAGUUUCUUUAAGGGGGAGGAGGAAGAAGAUGAAGAAGAUGAGGGCGAAUGGAGAAGAGAGGUAAAGUCAAAGACUUUGAAGAGAUCUGCAAGGGCUAGGAAGGGAUCUGCAAAACCUAGGGAGAACGGUGUAAAGGGCCAAAACAAGAGACGGAGAGCAGAUGAUCAGUCUGAUGAAUUGGAUUCUUUGGUUGGAGAUGCUUCAGAAGAAGAAAGUCUCUUUAAGGGGGAGGAGGAGGAAGAUGAAGAUGAAGAAGAUGAGGGUGAAUGGAGAAGAGUGGUAAAGCCAACGGCUGUGAAGGGGUCUGCAAGGGCAAGGAGGGGAUCUGCAAGACCUAGGAAGAACGGUAUAAAGAGGCCAAACAAGAGACGGAGAGUUAGGUCUGACAAUGACGAAGACUCUGAUGAUGAUGAUGAUGAUGAUGAUGAGUUUACACCAGAUGAGGAAUAUCUGGAGGAUGAGGAAGAAGAGGAGUUUUCAUUGCUGAAGACAACGACCAAGAAAAGAGGGAGGACCACAUUGAAGAAGAAAACUUCUAUUAGAAGUAGUAGAAAAGGAAGUGCAAAGGCUGUGAGGAAAGCUCAUACUAAGAAGCGUAAAAAUUCUAGCAGCUUGAGGAGGAGGACAAAAUCUGAUGGUGAUGAGGACUUCGGUGAAAGGGGUCCUACUCUGAGAGAUAGGAACAAGAAGAAAUCUGCGGGUAGAAAGAAAAGGGUGAUGGCUGGCUCAGAUUCAGAUGUUUGUUCUGACCCAUCUGACUAUGAAUUCACUAUAUCUGAGGAAGAACGGGAACAAGUUAGAGAAGCUAACAAGAUUUGCAGAAGCCUGGCUACAAACUUAAGGAGUUCAAGGAGAAUCCAAGAAGACGAAGUGUCGUAUGAGCCCAAGAAAACUCCCGUCAAGAAUGUCAGGAAGGGCAAAGAGAAGGCAGAGGAAAAAAAGAAUGAUGUCGGCAAGCCUGUUUGCGGUGUUUGUUUAACAGAAGAAGGAAAGAACACUGUUCGUGGGACACUAAACUGUUGUAGCCACUAUUUCUGCUUUGCUUGCAUUUUUGAGUGGUCAAAAGUGGAAACUCGUUGCCCACUAUGCAAGCAGAGGUUUGUCUCAAUCAGUAAGCCUGGAAGAUGUGGUAGAGGGUUUGAUUUAAGGGAUACAGUGAUACCAGUUCCAGAGCGUGAUCAGGUCUAUCAACCUUCUGAAGAGGAACUUCGAGGCUUCCUCAAUCCUUAUGAAAAUGUCAUUUGUACAGAGUGCCAUCAAGGUGGGGAUGACGCACUCAUGUUACUUUGUGAUCUCUGUGAUUCACCAGCCCACACAUACUGUGUUGGUCUUGGACGGGAAGUUCCUGAAGGCAAUUGGUAUUGUGAUGGUUGCAGACCAGCUGCGCUUGGGUCGUCCCUUUCUCAAAUUCAAGAUCUCACUCCUUAUCAAAGGACAAUUACUAGUGCUGAUUACGAGAACAUGGCAGAAAUAGACCUUAAUGUGACUAUUCCUGAAACGCCGAUUAGUCAAGGAAAUGGGUUCCUUUCUUCUCCGAGAUUCUCAAGUGGAAGUUUACAGGCACCAUCUCCUGUUUCUGGGAUGGGAGUAUCAACAGUAUCAGGAAGACGAAUGAUACACCGUCAAAUCCAUCAGAUACUCUAUACUAGAUUGAGUCAGUUUCCCCCUGGAGCUGAUAUAAGUGCUUUGGGCAAUCUGAUUGGUCGUGGGGUUAGUGGAACACAGCAACAGGGUACAACAACAGAUGUAGGGCCAUCUCAUCAUGCUCAAUAUGUAGAUAGGUUGCAGGAAAAUCCCUCUCAUAGUGUACAAAGUAGGGUUUCUUUUCCUGGAAGGCUGAGUCAUAUGGUGGGACAGAUAGGUCAGUCUUCAGCCUCUUCAAAUGCAUUGGCUCAUAGCCAAGUACAUUGGAGUGAGCCAGACAGGGUGAAUUUGGGUGGUGAUCAGAGUCAGAUAUCGGCCAGUGAACAACUUCACCCUUGCACUGGUAGGUUAAGCAUUGGGCCUGAAAUUGGUGUAUCUCCCCCUCACAAUAGGCACGAGGAACAUGCAGAUUUUGUGAAACAACGAGUACAUACAGUGGUGAGGAGCCAACUGAAGAGCUUAUCCCGAGACAUGAGCUUAAGUCACAAUGAUUAUGUAGAAAUCUUGAGGAGAUCUGCACACACCAUUAUGGCAGCGUAUGGGAUGGAGGUUCAAAGGCACGACACAUAUGAAGCACAACCGCCAACUUGUUCCCAUCACGAGAGUAGGUUGGCGAAUGUAGAGACCAGUCCUGUGAAUGGUUGUUGCUUAGUAUGUUUUGAGGGUUUUGUGAAGGAUAUUGUGAAGAGGUUCUUGGAGAUAAUAGUUCAACCUCAUCGGUUUGGUUUUAGACAUUAGUGCAUAGAUACUUGGGACAUUUUUUUAAGAACAUUUCCUUUCUUUGACCAGUGUCCCCUUAUUUUUUUUACUUAGCUUAGGAUGCUAAUUGUCUCUUCCAUGUUUGUAGGAACAAUUGUCACUAAUUACAUCAAAGAUUUUUCCUUA